This is a messenger RNA of Rhipicephalus sanguineus (brown dog tick), 1267 nucleotides long. Its product is annotated as nucleolin. Gene Ontology annotation, biological process: interstrand cross-link repair; double-strand break repair via homologous recombination. The record is from RefSeq and is a predicted model, not a curated record. NCBI's taxonomy places the organism in Eukaryota, Metazoa, Arthropoda, Arachnida, Ixodida, Ixodidae. Gene Ontology annotation, molecular function: double-stranded DNA binding; single-stranded DNA binding; RNA binding.
UUUCUGCAACUCCAAACAAGAAACCGAAGGUUCCAGCACCUGAGGCAGACUCUGAAGAGGACGACCUUGAAGUAGACGAUGAAGAUGUCGAUGAUGAGGAUGAUGAUUUGGAUGAAGACAGCCUUGAUGAUGAGGAGCUAGAUGACAGUGAGGGCCUUAGUGGUGAAGAUGAUGAUGAAGUACCCCAAUUGGUGGCAGCUGGAAAGGCCAAGGCGAAACAGAAGCCUGCAGCAAAAGGAGCUUCUUUAGAAGAAGGGAGCGAGGACGAUGACGAUGAUGAUGAAGAGGAUGAUAGUGACUUGGAUGAUGAGGAGGAUGAUGAAGACGACGGCGGCGACGAAGAUGAAGAAGAUGAGGAGGAGGAGGAGGACAUGCUCGUCAAGAUAAAGAAAGUAGUCAAAGCGGAGCAGGCCAAGCGUAAAGCAGCAGAUGAUGGGCCGACAGAGCAGACAAGCAAGAAAGCCAAGCAAGGAGAUGGCAUUCCAAGGUCACUCCUCAUGGAUGUAGAUGAAUACGACAAGUUGUUCCUGUAUGUGGGCAAUCUCCCAAAAGGCUGCACUAUUGAGGAAGUGAAGGACCUGUCCCCUGACAUUGUCAGUGUGCGAACGAAUGUCAAAUUGGGCGAAAAGUUGUCAUUUGCCUUUGUGGAGUUCAAAAGCGAGGCGGAUGCUGAUCGCAACUUCAAGCGCCUACAAAAGGCCAGCCUGCGUGGCCACCCUUUGAGAGUGGGCUACCGUGGUGCCAAGCGUGCUGACCUGCCUUCUAACUGGCAAGAGGUGCAGAAUGAGCUUUGUGUGUAUGGCCUGCCCCAAGGGUUAUCACAGCAUAGAGUUGCCAGGCUCUUCCCCACUGCCACCAACGUUUCCACCAUGGCUUUCUACACUUUGGUGACAUUCGAGAGCAAGGAUGCCUUGCUGGCUGCCCUCAAGAACAACGCAUGCCAUUACAUGGAUGGGAAUCCACUCAAGUUCUCCUAUCGUUUGAAGCCUGCUGGUGCAGGCAAGAAGAAGAAGAUCAGAAGGAAGAAAUUGAGAGAGAGGCAGCAGCAGACGGAGCUUGGAAAGCCAUCCGAUUCCAAGCCUGGCAAAAACACUCCAGGAAUGCCUGGAAGAAAACAAAAUGUAGUGCCAGGAAAGAAGCUAUUUGUGAAACAGACAGACAGUCCUGCACAGGCAAAGACGUCCAAGGCUAAAUUUGAUGCCAAGCGCAAAGAGAUGACAAAAGCUGCUCAACCUGCAAAGCAGGGAAAGGUUCAAAAGCAGUAAAA